AUGACGUUCGCUGCGCACUACCACAUGUCGGCGCCGACACACGACGGCGUCCAUCCCGGCCUGUUCCGGCCGCCAGCGUCGCCCAGCUCCAGCUUCUCCUCCUCGACCUUUGCGACCGAGCACUCUUCGAAGCGGAAAUGGAGUCGCAGCAGCAUGCCCCGGAUGCACCAGGGAGGUGCCCACGGUGGCCUCUAUGACGAAGGAGAGGUGUAUAUGGAUGCCGCGGUACCGCCCUCGAGAACCUAUGCGCUGGCUGGCCAACUCCACACGCCGCUGGUGGGUGAAGAUGCCGACAUGGCCAUGGCCGAGAGUAUGGGGGACAGCAUGGGAGACAGCAUGUACUCCGACUCCGACUACAGGCGGGCCCUUGGCACCAAGCGAUCGCGCGAUGAGAUGGACCAAGACUCUUCCAGCGGGCCGCCCACGCAGCUGUUUAGCCAACCCGAGCCUGAAGAGUCUGCAAAUGCCAGUGGCUGGGGCUCUUUUGCUUUCGCCACCAUUGGGGGAGUUGUUGGCCGAGUAUGGGAGUUUUGCAAGACUGGUGCGUUCAAGGGCUUUUACGCAGGGGGCGGCGCAUCAUACAAGGUGACGUCUACGGGUGUUAGUGUUGAUGAAGAUGCUGGUCCCGGCCUAGACCAGCCUUUUCAUUUCCAAGGCCACAACCAGCAACAGCAAAGCCAUGACUUUGUUCGCAGAGAUAGGGCGCGGCAUGUACAACAGCUCCCAAAAAGGAGUCACCAUCACUACAGCAGCAACAGCAACAGUCAAAGUUCUGGCUACGAUGAUCCAUAUGACAGCCGCGCUUCCACGCCCACUGGGCCGGCACCCAAGAGACGUAGACAAACAGAUAGCGGCAAUGACCUGGGCCAGAACUGGGUUAUGAUCCGGGAGCCCAACCGUGAUAGCGAGCUGAGGACGCCCCGGAAGAUGGCUACGCCGAGCCGCACAUCCCCUCGCCAUCACGCUCAGCAAACUCCCCUGGCAGAUCACCGCAUGGGCCCUCCAAGCAGCUUUUCUACUCCUGCAUCCUCUGACCCUGCUCCUCUUCGCCCCGCGAGUCGCGCUGCCAGCCGUCCAGGCAGUCGAAUGUCGGAUGUCAACGCCUUUAGGUCUGCACGGCCUGCAACAUCAGCUUCGGCUGCGUCGUUUAAAGCCAGUGUUCCCAAGCCGCCUGCACAGAGCAGGAUUCCUGUCAAGGCGAAUACUUCAGCAACGUUGGCAUCGCCAGCUCCACUUGCAAACUUUGAGCCCGGCCGGAGGCGCAGACACACCGUCGUGCCGUCGUCUUCCGAUCCCUCUGCCUGGCGGACUCCAGGUCAUCAGCGCGCUGAAAGUGCGGCCUCAGUGGCUACUAGCAGGGCUACCGAGAUUGAUGCCAGCCCGCGACUGGAUGCCGAGGCCAGGCGAUUGACCUCCCGUCGCCAGAUGGAAGAGCGCAAUGCCGAUGCGCGCAUGGCGGCGUUCAACAAACAGCUGCAAGACAUGAUUCGCCAGGGCCGAGAAGCUCUAGGAUCGACUAUCGACGUCGAUAUUGGCGAUGCAGGCUGGGAAGACACGCUCUAA
Trichoderma gamsii is the source of this 1563-nucleotide messenger RNA. RefSeq lists its product as hypothetical. NCBI's taxonomy places the organism in Eukaryota, Fungi, Ascomycota, Sordariomycetes, Hypocreales, Hypocreaceae. The transcript has a single exon. Bases 1 to 1563 code for a protein of 520 amino acids. The record is from RefSeq and is a predicted model, not a curated record.